Messenger RNA from Geodia barretti, 366 nucleotides. The record is from the annotation of a GenBank genome assembly. NCBI's taxonomy places the organism in Eukaryota, Metazoa, Porifera, Demospongiae, Tetractinellida, Geodiidae.
AUGCGGGACCUGUCCCCGUGGAUGGAACGGGUCGGGCCCCUGGGCGUGGAACUGGACGCGCGGGACGUGUCCGGCGUGAACGAAGCCGCAGCGCGGACGGCGCCGGGGCUGGCGGUGGCGCAGGAGUUCAUCCUGUCGGGCCGGUGGGACGACACGCCAGGCAUCGGGCCGGACGCCGUGCUGUCUGGGAUCGUCGGACAGACGGUUGCCGUGGAGUACGGGCCGGCCGGCAACGGGACGGGAAAGCGUCGGGUGUCGGGACGGUUCGUGUGCCUGUCCUACCGGAUCAGCAGCGCGGCCGGCGAGCCGGUGCGGUUCGAGGCCAAGUUCCGGCAGGACGGAUCGGCGGCGCUGGGAACGUGGUAA